AUGAGAUGCAUCUUGUUAUCAACGUCACAUGUUUGCAAGUGCAUGCAUCCCUCUAUUAAAUUAUGGAACUCGGGCACGCGCGGGAAGAAUGGGCGAAUAGGUGCGCGUGGGAGCAGUUAUGUGUUUGGUGGGGACCGCGUGAGGAGCAACAUCUUUCGGGUUGUGUGGAUAUUGUUGCAGCUUUUCCUCCAGGUCGAAAUGGGAGGUUUACAUUACGUCUGUGUUCUGGCUUGCACUUUUUUCGUUUCUCAAGCAAAUGGACUCAAAAGUAAGAAACGUUUUGGUUGCUUUUUAGGUCUCAGCUUUACCCAUCAAUCAGGUUUGUGGUAUAGGAUGCUUGGAUGCAGAUUAAGCAUAAUUUGUUGGCAAAUGAAGAACUACAAUUAUAUAGGGAUUAUUGUUAGCCUACAUUCUUGUUGAUAAUUCUUAUUCGGGUCGUUGUAUAUUUUUCCCUUUUAGCCUCUAAAGGUUUAUUAAUGCAAUCAGUCAACUCUUUCAAAUGACUAGACUAUAUGUCGAAAUAAUGUCACAUGGCAUUGACAUUAAUUUGUAUUUUUCUACGUUUACCCCUAUGGUUUACAAAUUACGUUUUACAAGUAAAAAUGAACGCUCCAGACUCCUUUAAUUGUUUUCAUCUGACCAUUACAUUUAUUGGUAUUUUUCUCCGUUUACCCCUGUGGUUUACAAAUUACAUUUUACAAUUAAAAAUGAACGCCCCGAACGUUCCUUUAAUUGUUUUCAUCUGACCUUGGUAUCUCCUUAAGAAUGUCAGAGGUGCGCGAGCUGUUAUUGAGUUGCCAGUGUCCGCUUGCUUGUGCUGUCAGUCACAGUCCCAUGAGCGCAAUUAUGCCAUUUACGCGCGUGCACUAGUAGAUGCGUCUUGUGAAUAUGGUUUCCUGGAUAUGUUUUCCAACGGUUACUGUGUCGGACUAUUAUUCAGUAUACAAAACCACUUUGAACUAAAUCUAUUGCAGUCUAUGUCCAGAAUAUUACCGUUUAUUAUGGUUAGGGAAAUAGGCUGGUUUCAACGGAUUAAUACGAUAAGCUUACAUUAGGCAGCAUUUUCCAAUAUACGUUUGUAAAAGCACAAUUUUUGUCUAUAAGUCUCAAAACAAACAUUUACUCUCUCUCAGCUUACCGGGACAUGUUCCCUCAUAAGCAUUCGGUAUCGAUGAAGUUUCCACCUAUCCCCGGUUGGAUCCCAGACAGUAACCCGUGGGAUGACUAUCUUUACCCACCCUUCGGUCCCAAGGAACUAACGCGGAGGAAGGGUGAGCACCACCACUGACUUUGUCAAAUUAUACAGGGAAAGUUUAUAACGUUCCUCCUUUAAAACAUUUAGCUAUCCACUAUUUUCACACACCUAUCCAGGUAAGACCGUCAAAGUGCGCCUGACCAGUGACAGUCCUGCGAUCAUUGGCUCGAUGGUGUCAUUUACGGCCAAGCUAGAGUACCCACCGUGUCAGAAGGAGGACGCCAAUUGGGAGCUUGUGUGGGAUGAGCAUUGUCCAGAUGGUAUGGAGCUGGAGGCCUCAGGUGCUUCCCACAAACCACUCUACAUUCACACACACAUUUGCACACACACACACUUUACAACACCACAAAAAGUACAAUAUCUGAUAACUUCAGCAUUGACUGUAACUCUCCCCUCCCCUGGUCAGCUAAUGGUCAGCUGAAGCCUGGCUAUGUGUUUAACUGGACCUCCUGGCUGGAUGACUAUGGCUUUGGAAAGUGUACUGACCUGAAGAGA
Messenger RNA from Coregonus sp. 'balchen', 1750 nucleotides. NCBI's taxonomy places the organism in Eukaryota, Metazoa, Chordata, Actinopteri, Salmoniformes, Salmonidae. The record is from the annotation of a GenBank genome assembly.